UCAAGAGCUUGUCUAGGCUAGUCAGUAUCCUUGUACAAUGAGGUGCAUCGUGUUUGUUAUAACAACUUUAAUUGUUCAUCUGUCGGAAGCGACCACUGGUGGUGGUAAAGCUCCAAAGAUCCCGCUGAACGAUGGUAACUCUAUCCCGGCUUUGGGUCUCGGCACCUUCCUCGGCUUUUCACAGAAAGGACAGAAAGAAGUUAAGCCAGGGGACUCGGAGAAGCCAGUUAAAUGGGCUUUAGAAGCAGGAUAUAGAUUAAUCGAUACGGCUGCAUUGUAUUUAAAUGAAGAUCAGAUAGGAGCGGCCGUCCGCGCCUCUGGCAUUCCGAGAGAGGACAUCUUCAUCGUGACUAAGCUACCAAUGGACAAUCAGAGAGACGUGGUGAAACAAUUGGAGAAGUCUUUGGCGAGAUUGAACAUGAGCUACGUCGAUCUGUACUUGAUACACAAUCCAGUUGCUUUUAAUCCUGGAUUCAAAGGUUUCGACAUUGUAGAUUACUUGGACACCUGGAAAGGCAUGGAGGAAGCUAAAAAUCUAGGCCUAGCUAAAUCUAUAGGCAUAUCUAACUUCAACACCACACAAAUAGACAGAAUAUUAGAGAAUGGCCAAAUAAAACCUUCAGUUUUACAAGUGGAAGUGAAUCUACAUCUUGGUCAAGAUAAACUUAUUGACUAUUGCAAACGUAACGGUAUAGUUGUUAUGGCGUUUUCCCCGUUCGGCCCGAUGUUCCACGACAGCUUACCCUCAAUACGCCCCGACGACCCCACGCUCGUGGCCAUUGCCGAAAAACACGGAAAAAGCGUUACACAAAUCGUUCUUCGGUAUUUGAUCCAAAAGGGGGUAGUUCCAAUCCCUAAAUCAGUUAAGAAGAACCGCAUUGAGGAAAACAUUGACGUUUUCGAUUUCAAUUUGUCAUCUGAGGAUAUGAAUAAGAUUGGUACAUUCAACAAGGAGAAACGCACAGUCGGUAUGUCUUUCUGGCAGGAUCAUCCUUACUAUCCGUUCGAGAAGAGUGACCAAGUUCAUGACAAUCCUUUCGAAUCGGCAAAUUGAGAGCACUUAAAAUAAAUGAUAGUUCUUC
Molecule: messenger RNA, 1082 nt
Organism: Bombyx mandarina (wild silkworm)
Lineage: Eukaryota; Metazoa; Arthropoda; Insecta; Lepidoptera; Bombycidae
Product: aldo-keto reductase AKR2E4
Source: RefSeq, a predicted model, not a curated record